Megalops cyprinoides (Indo-Pacific tarpon) is the source of this 2250-nucleotide messenger RNA. RefSeq names its product calcium uniporter protein, mitochondrial-like. The transcript has 8 exons. The coding region runs from base 109 to 1119 and encodes 336 amino acids. NCBI's taxonomy places the organism in Eukaryota, Metazoa, Chordata, Actinopteri, Elopiformes, Megalopidae. The record is from RefSeq and is a predicted model, not a curated record. Gene Ontology annotation, biological process: calcium import into the mitochondrion; mitochondrial calcium ion homeostasis. Gene Ontology annotation, cellular component: mitochondrial inner membrane; uniplex complex. Gene Ontology annotation, molecular function: calcium channel inhibitor activity.
UUCUCAGCGGUGUUGUCCUCAUUGGAAGAACGCCGUGGCGGCCAGUGAGAAGCAGAAGUCGCGCACGCUAUGCGCUCUUCCACUGAUCGUGCUGGCUAAGUGGUAGCAAUGGUUUCUUUUGGAAGGGUUGCGAAACUGCAAGUUAGAAUUCUCCGGAGUGCACUCUCAUACCCUGCAAUAAGAGUAACUUCGUCUCCAAUAUCCCUGAUCCAGUCCAGGCUGUGGCUCCAGUGGGGUCCUCACAGAGCAGCCUUCUGUAGUACUACAGCACCAUCCAAUGACAUUGCAGUCCAGUAUAAGCAUGGCCGUCCAAUGCUGGAAGUUCCUUUGCCCUCCAGAAGGGAGCGCUGUCUCUUUUCCCUGAGGCCCAUGCUUAUGAAUGUCGGUGACUUCAUCCAGGAUAUGCAGACGGAGGAUGCUGGUGUGACGUCUGCUGCUGUUUUCACUACAGAAGGAGAACGAGUGUCCUCCGCCACUUCCAUAGACACCCUGCUACGCAAAGACUUCCGGCUCCGUGUCAAUGAUGUCACAUACCAUGUCCACUCACCAGCCAGAGAGAUGUUGUCCCGAGAAAGUUUGACAGACCUGGAGGACAUCAAGACUGUCAUCCACAUGCUACAUGCAGCCCUGCACCUACCUGGCCAUCACCUGCUGAAGGAGAAGGAACUUCUGGAGAGGCUGGACAGCCUCAAACAAGAUCUCAUCCCCCUGGAGAAGCAGGUCAAAGCCCAGGUUGCCCGCAGGGCGGAGCAGCAGUCCUCCUGGGCAGUGUGGACAGGCUUGGCUCUGCUGUCAGCCCAGGGCGGAGUGUUGGCCUGGUUCACCUGGUGGGUCUACUCCUGGGACAUCAUGGAGCCUGUCACAUACUUCCUCACCUACGCCACCAGCAUCGGGUUCCUCUCCUACUUUGUCCUCACCAAGCAGGACUUUUCUUACCCAGAUGCCAAAGACAGGCAGUUCCUGAGUCAUUUCUACAAAGCAGCCAGGAAAGAGCACUUCGACGUGCAGAAGUACAACGAGCUGAAGGAGGAGGUGGCAGCGGUGGAGGAGGAUCUGAGACGUCUGAGGAAACCAAUCCAGCUGCAGCUGCCUAUCGAACAGAUCCAGCGCAAGGACUGAGGACUUCACACUCACAGAGACAUACUCAGCCUCAUACGGACAGAAACCUGUGCACUCACAGAGGCAUACCAGAAACCUGUGCGCUCACAGAGACAUACUGAGCUUCAUAUGGACAGAGAGACAUACUUGCCCUCAUACGGACAGAAACCUGUCUGUUCACGGAGACAUACACACACACACACACACACGGAUAGAAACCUGCACGCUUACAAACCUAUACAGACAAACAUGCAGAGAUAUACAUACCACCACACAGGCAGACACCCACACAGCCAUGGUGAUAUACACAGCUUUACACAGUCACCCAGAUACUCACAGAGGCAUGGUGAUAAGCACAGCUUCACACAGAAACCUACACUUUCGCAAAUAGCCACAGCCCUAAAGUUAAACACAUGGAAAUGCACUCCACCCAGGACUGUAAGAGACAGUGCUUCCUCCAAAACGUUUUCCUUACAUGUUUUCAUAAUUGUGCCUUUUCUUCCUUUAAUGUUCUGGUAAAUAAUAUUUUAAUAUAUCGUUCCAAAAGCAGCAAAUUACUGGCAUGUUCUUCUGAGACAUUAGGGGGCAGACCAAGCAUCCAUCCAUAAGGAUAUAAAAAAAUGUUCUGUCUCAAUAUGGUACCUCAAUGUCAGGAUGAUCACUCUGACAAAAUGAUGCUCCACGCAUAGGAAGUUUUGGAACACUCAUACUGCUGGGUAUUAAUAAUAACACAAUUACAUAUACAAAUGACAAGGAAAGUAUGUUUUUAAAACAAUUACUUACCUCCAAUUUUUAGGAAAAGACUUUUUGGCUGAUCACCUUUGUACAAACUUUGUUACCAUUUAAUGGUUUUGUGGGAGCUGGAGGAACAGACCGGUUAUUCUUACGUCAAGAUACAUAAUACAACCACAAGGGUGUAGAACAGAUCCAGAUUGUCCUUGAAUGAAAUAAAAUGUAACAUUGGGUCGGGUGUCAAAUGUGGGAUUUAUUCCUUCACUGUAAAUAAGUAUUGCAAAUGCUGUAGCCAAUAUACUGUGCAAUGAUUGAUAAGGUGUUAUAAAACGGGUGUGAAGGUCAUGUUAACAGUCUAUGGACAUGUUGUUACCUAUAUUGAAAGUGAAAAUGAGCGCAUUGUAAAUUAAAAGGCAAGCU